UAUGAAAACGUUGAGCGAACACCGUGCAAGCAGAAAGGUCCAGAAACAUUUCAGAACAUUUUCUUUCCGUAUUUAAAUAUUGAGUGGCUAAUUUUUCCUCAUCGUCGUUUGCUGUAACGGAAGAAAUAACACGAGAGUCGGAUAAUAGCGGAGGAAGUUAGCAGGUCGCUGCAAAACAACUGAAGAAAGUGAGAGAGCAUGUCUCUGCCCAAGAGAGAGGUGGAUGAGCUGAGGCCAUGGGUGGAGCGCACAGUCAAGAAGGUCCUUGGCUUUUCUGAACCCACAGUGGUAACUGCUGCAUUACACUGUGUGGGAAAAGGCCUGGACAAGAGAAAAACCACGGACCAGCUGAGGCCAUUUCUUGAUGAUUCGGCAAGCAGCUUUGUGGAGCGUCUGUUUGAGGCUCUGGAGGAGAGCAGAAACUCUCGAAGCAGUAAAGGAGCAGGGGAGAAGCACCGCAAACGAGAACUGAAGGAUGUGUUUGGAGAUGAGGUGGAAGGAGUGAAGGAAAGAGAGAGUGUUGAAUCGGCCACAAAGAAAAAGAGAGCUCCUCGCUUUGAGGAGGUGGAGGAACCAGCUGUUAUACCUGCACCCCCUACAGAGAGCCCUGGCAUGCUCACCAAGAUGCAGAUCAAGCAGAUGAUGGAAGCAGCCACACGGCAGAUUGAGGAGAGGAAGAAACAGUUGAGUUUUGUGGCUCCAGCUCCCAUUGUACAGCCUAAACUUCCGGAGUUUUCCCCUCAGACAGACCCCAGUUCUACACGUAGCGUCCCAUCGGUGGGAUCAACCCAAUCUAUCGCACCCUCUCAGGCAGCUAACUUCAUGAAUGAUGCUAUAGAGAAGGCCCGGAAGGCAGCUGAACUACAGGCCAAGAUCCAGUCCACCCUAUCCACAAAACCAGGGAUUCUAGGUGCUUUGAACAACACAGGGCCACAUAACCUGGUGGCCUUGGCCAACCUACACGCCAUGGGUAUCGCACCACCUAAAGUGGAGCCUCGUGAGAUUACAAAACCAACACCCCUCAUUUUAGAUGAGCUUGGACGAACCGUUGACGCCAGUGGCAAAGAAAUUGAGCUCACACAUCGUAUGCCCACUCUAAAAGCAAACAUCAGAGCAGUAAAGAGGGAGCAAUUUCGACAGCAGUUAAAGGAAAAGCCAAGCGAUGAUCUGGAAUCCACGUCUUAUUUUGACCCACGUGUACCCCUUGCUCCGGCACAGAGAGCCAAAAAAGAUUUCAGAUUCUAUGAACAGGGCCGCUUUGAGAAGAUCGCUCAACGCAUACGCACCAAGUCUCUGCUGGAGAAGCUACAGAUGGAGAUCGCUCAGGCUGCUAAGAAGACAGGCAUUCAGGCCUCCACUAAACUGGCUCUUAUUGCACCUAAGAAGGAGCUAGGAGAGAGGGAGAUUCCUCAUAUAGAGUGGUGGGACUCCUAUAUCCUGCCUUCCAACAUAGACCUAUCUGCAAAUACUAAUUUGGAUGGGAUCGAGAUGCAUGGAGUCACUAAUCUGGUUGAGCACCCCAUUCAGAUGGCCCCUCCAGUUGAUGCAGAUAUGCCAGUGACCCUGGGUGUAUAUCUGACUAAGAAGGAACAGAAGAAGUUGAGGAGACAGACUCGCAGGGAAGGCCAGAAAGAACUGCAGGAGAAGGUCCGAUUGGGCCUCAUGCCUCCACCUGAACCCAAAGUACGUAUCUCUAAUCUGAUGAGGGUUUUGGGGACGGAGGCUGUGCAGGACCCCACUAAAGUAGAGGCUCAUGUUAGAGCACAAAUGGCCAAGAGACAGAAGGCACACGAGGAGGCGAAUGCAGCGCGUAAACUCACAUCAGAACAAAGGAAAGAGAAGAAGGUCAAGAAACUCAAGGAGGAUUUAAGUCACGGGGUUCACAUCACUGUUUACAGGAUCCGAAAUCUGCAUAACCCAGCCAAGAAAUUUAAGGUGGAGGCCAACGCAAACCAGUUGUACCUUACCGGUACAGUGGUGCUACACAAAGAUGUCAACAUCGUAGUAGUGGAGGGAGGACCCAAAGCACAGAAGAAGUUUAAGCGGCUGAUGCUGAAUAGGAUCAAAUGGGAUGAGCAAAAUUCAAAGAGAGAUGAGCCUGAAGGGUCUGAUGAUGAGGGUUCCAGAAAGAAUAAUAAAUGCACCUUGGUUUGGGAGGGCACAGCCAAGGAACGUAGCUAUGGAGAGGUUAAGUUUAAGCAGUGUCCCACGGAGAACAUGGCUCGGGAACAUUUUAAGAAGCAUGGCACCGAGCACUACUGGGACUUGGCUCUGAGUCAGAGCGUGCUGGAGACGACCGAUGAUUGAGACAUGAACCGAACGGAGCAGUAACUGAAUAAUCACGAAAACUCAGUGUGCCAUGUGCACUUUUUUUUUUUUUUUUUUUUGAGAAGUGGAAUAGACUGACAGUGAAAAACGUGUAAAUAUAGCUUGAGUGUGAGAGAUUGAUGAUGCGCGAGUUGCGUGCCUGUCGUACAGGUGUGAAACAGUGCAAAGCUUAAGAACAAGAGUUGUUUGUUUUAAGUUGUUACUCUGCUUAUACUGAAGAACCAAUGGUGGCAGAUUGAACAAGGACUUUAGUGUAUGUAAAGGUUUUGUAUCUCUUGUAACCAUCUCUUUUAAUCAGCAGUCUGUGCUCCUGUUCUAUGACUUCCACCUUGGCUCUAUCUUGUUUGAGCACUGCAUUACUUGCUUGCAAUGUUUUUAAAUAUUGCUUGAUGGAAGUCUUUUAAGCAAGCAGGAAAGCCUCACUUCUGUAAUGAGCAGUUUAUUGACACAGUGUAGUUUACUCAAUGAGCAGAUGUGUUUCAGUGCACAGCGUAAAGCAUUGGUUUCUGUAAAACACACGGGUUGAUUUUAAAGCAGUGCUAUGCUUCUACAAAAAAGGAGGAUUUUUGUUUACAAUUUGGCUCACAUAUACCAAUAUCCAGUAGAGAGAGAGAGAGAGAACCUGUCUUGCUAAAUCUGUCACACCAUGUUCUUUUGUUCCCUAUUGUUUUUCCCAUUUGUUUUUUGACAAGGACUCAAAUGCAGAUCUCAACUGUACAUUAACUGCAACUAACCAAAUGCUGGUGAAUAAAAAUCAAGCUUGUUUCUUGUAAAAAGUUUAAGUUUUUGUUUACUAAGAAGAUUUAAAUACACUUAUGUUGUGUGACCAGUAUGAUUUAUGAGAUAGGAUAACUAUUGAAGUGUCUGUCAUGUACUGGUCAUUGAAGCUGCCAGUUUGGACUCCUCACUGGUGCUGUUUCUCAAACUAGAGACAACCUCUUGUAAUGCUCCUGGGCUGUCAACUUCUCUGUCCUUGCUAGAUCCAGUUUGAUUAAUUUUUUCAAGACAGUACAAGUGCAUGGAAUAGCCUUCAUAGACUGAUGUAAUUCAUGAGAAAUGUGUUUCUUUUUGACCAUUUUUAUAACAAAAAUUUGCCUUGUAGGAACUUGAAAGUACUCAAUACCUGGAAAAAUACAUGGUAUUGCAAUUUCCACAGCCAUUUUCAGAGUUUUGUGAGUAUCAAAUUAGCAUAUUAGAAUCAUUUCUUAAAGAAAUGUAAUCUGUUAAAAUUAUCCAUGUCACUCCAAACCUGUAUGCAUUUAUUUCUUCUGUGGAACACAAGAUAUAACUUUUUUUUUGUUACUUUGUCCAUGAAAGUCAAAGUGGUCAAUUUACUGAUUGGACCCCAUUGACUCAUUCAACAGUUGACAUAUUCUUCAAAAUAUCUUUUUAUGUAGAAUUAAAAAAAUGUAUAACGGUUUGGAGUGACGAGGGUUAGUAGAUGACAGAAUUUUCAGUUUUAGGUGAACUAUCUUUUUAAGAAUAAUUUCAUAAGGACACAUUUUCUUUGGUAAACUGGUGUAAUGGCUGCUGAAAAUGGGGCUUUGGCAUUAUGGGUAAAAAAAAAUAUAAAACACUCAUUUCAAACCGUAACAAUAAUUUGCAGAAGUACUGAUGUUGCUGCAUUCAACGUCAAAUGUCAAUCACUGAAACAUCAGCGCCACAUUGAGUAAGAAAUAUCAUGUAAUAAAAUAUAUGUACAUGCAUAUGAUAAUUCACCACUAACAGACAGAUUUUGUAGUCGUUUUUCUUGUAAUAAACAAAUAAAUAUAUAUCAUUUGAUAGUAAACUUAAAUAUAUAGAUGAAAUCACUAAUAUUAUGG
Messenger RNA from Xyrauchen texanus (razorback sucker), 4151 nucleotides. Its product is annotated as U4/U6 small nuclear ribonucleoprotein Prp3-like. The transcript has 17 exons. Lineage: Eukaryota; Metazoa; Chordata; Actinopteri; Cypriniformes; Catostomidae. The coding region runs from base 199 to 2307 and encodes 702 amino acids. Gene Ontology annotation, biological process: mRNA splicing, via spliceosome. The record is from RefSeq and is a predicted model, not a curated record. Gene Ontology annotation, cellular component: U4/U6 x U5 tri-snRNP complex.